CGCGCAUCGCCCGACCCUGACGUUAGGGAAAGCACUGCUAGACAAGCUGUUAGCCAAUGCGAGCAAAUCAUAACCAAGGGAUGCACACAUCGGACCAACUUUACGGACCAGGAGUUAGAUAGAGUCAGGGAUUGGAUUCAACAUAAAUAUAUGACCGAAGCUUUUAUAAAGCCCGACACCACUCCUUGUCGUCGACUAUAUGUCCGCAAAGACUUCAAAUGUAUGACCGAAGGGGAAAGGAUGGCAUUCAUACGGGCCGUACGGCAGGUAUACCUGAAUGGUGUGAUGGAUCGGUUGGCGGACAUACACUACGGCUAUUGGGUUAUCCACAAAACCGAUGAUUUUGUGCCCUUUCAUCGAGUAUUGCAAAACGAAUUGGAAAAGGAGUUAAUGAAAGUGGACCCCACCGUUACACUUCCCUAUUGGGAAACAUCCGUAGACUUUGCUUCACCUGAAAAAUCACUGAUAUUUGACUACUUCGGUCACGCGGGCACUCAUAACAACUCGUAUUGCGUAAGGGAUGGCCCACUCUAUGGCGAUCUGGAGCUGAAUCGAUGUGUGAGAAGGCAAUGGCAUCUCGAUAAGUAUAUGCCUGCCUGGGAUUCGCCCGAAAUCAAUACAGUAUUAAUACAAAACGCCCGCACAUACGGAAUGUUAUCGCAAUCGUUUACAGGCUAUCACUUUCUGGUACACCUGGCCUUUGGCUACGGCUCUACAAUGAGCGUCACUGACGCUCCCUAUGACAUAUUAUUUUACUUAUUUCAUUGCUUUUUAACCGAGGCGUUUGCGGCCAAAGUUCAGCUGGGUCAGCCACAAUUUUUGGCCCCCGAAUCGUACAAUAACUUUAUAAAAGUGGAUCAAAUGACAGGUCUUGUAUACAAAGGCCGCCUUCAGACGGAUAGAGUCACGUAUUUCAAUGACGUCCGGGUUUUGGAUAUGUUAUCGAUAGGGUUUGGGAACUAUUGUUACGUAACGGAUGCCAUUGCGGAAGACGUGCUCAACACUAUAGACAACAUCAAACCCCCGGUGCCGGCGGCCAUACAGCGAAUGCCCCGUAAUAUUCAACGCACGUAUUAUCCAAAAUUUUAUUCGGGAAACUAUUCGGUGUUUGAUUACUAUAUGCCAGAUGUGGGCGACUGUAACGCCGAGUGCCGACCAAUGCCUCUCUUUCAGGGCUAUGCGGACACUGAGAAUGGGUUGAGACAAAUGCGGCGAUUUUAUUACGAUGAGAAUAUUAACGAAUUGCCUUUUUAUUUGCAUGUUUGUAGCCAAUGCGAGCAAACCAUAACCCAUGGAUGUACACAUCGGACCAAUUUUACGAACCAAGAGUUGGAUAAAGUCAGGGAUUGGAUUCAACACAAAUAUAUGACCGAAGCGUUUGUAAAGCCCGACACCACUCCCUGUCGUCGACUAUAUGUCCGCAAAGAUUUUAAAUGUAUGACCGAAGGGGAAAGGAUGGCAUUUAUACGGGCCGUACGCCGGCUAUACCUGAAUGGUGUGAUGGAUAGGUUGGCGGAUAUACACUACGGCUAUUGGCCGGCCGGUCAUAAAACCGCCGAUUUUGUGCCCUUUCACAGACAAUUGGGAAAUGAAUUGGAAAAAGAGUUAAUGAAAAUAGACCCCAGCGUUACACUUCCCUAUUGGGGAACACCGGUAGACUUUGCAACGCCCCAUAAAUCAUUAAUAUUUGACUACUUCGGUCACGCGGGCACUCAUAACAACUCGUAUUGCGUAAGGGAUGGCCCACUCUAUGGGUUCUUGGAUAUAAACCGAUGUAUGAGAAGGCAAUGGCAUCUCGAUAAGUAUAUGCCUGCCUGGGAAGCACCCGAAAUCGAUACGUCAUUAAUACAAAACGCCGACUCAUACAUAAUAUUGUCCCUUCAAUUGGUGGGCUUUCACUUUUACGUGCACUUAGCGUUUGGCUACGCCGCUGACAUGAGCUUAGCCACCGCUCCCUAUGAG
Messenger RNA from Medioppia subpectinata, 1962 nucleotides. The record is from the annotation of a GenBank genome assembly. NCBI's taxonomy places the organism in Eukaryota, Metazoa, Arthropoda, Arachnida, Sarcoptiformes, Oppiidae.